CGGGGCAGGGGGCACGGGCUGGGGGAGUUACUAGAGGCCCAGUCCCAGCGCCGCUCCUCCGCCACCUGGUAUUCAGCUCGCCAUGGUUCUUCUGCCUCUGCGCUGUGUCUUCUGGGGCUCCUUGUUGACCGCCGUCCACCCAGAACGCACUGCAUGCAGAGAAAAGCAAUACCUAAUAAACAGUCAGUGCUGUAAUUUAUGUCCUCCAGGAGAGAAACUGGUGAAUGACUGCACAAAGAUCACCGAGACAGAAUGCACUCGUUGCAAAGAAGGCGAAUUCCUAGGCACUUGGAACACAGAGAGACACUGUCACCAGCACAAAUACUGCGACCCCAACCUAGGGCUCCGGGUCCAGAGGGAAGGCACCUCAGAAACAGAUACCAUUUGCACAUGCGAUGAAGGUCUCCACUGUACCAACUAUGCCUGUGAAAGCUGCACCCUGCACAGCCUGUGCCUCCCUGGCCUGGGAGUCAGGCAGAUCGCUACAGGGGUCUCUGAUACGGUCUGUGAUCCCUGCCCUGUCGGCUUCUUCUCCAAUGUGUCAUCUGCUUUGGAAAAGUGUCACCCUUGGACAAGCUGCGAGACCAAAGGCCUGAUGGAGAUUGAGGCGGGGACUAACAAGACGGAUGCCGUCUGUGGUUCCCCACCUCGGAUAAGAGCCUUGGUAGUGAUCCCCAUCACGAUGGGGAUCCUGCUUGCUGUCCUGUUGGUGUCCGCCUGUAUCAGUGAGUGCCCAGGAAAGGUGGCCAAGGAGCCAGAGAAUAAGGUUAUGUGUCAGGACCCCGUGGAGGACCUGGAGGACUUUCCUGUCCCACUCCCCUCCAUUGCUCCGGUGCAGGAGACCUUGCACGGGUGCCAGCCAGUCACGCAGGAGGACGGCAAAGAGAGCCGCAUCUCUGUGCAGGAGAAAGUAUGAGGCAUGUGUGCCCAGGAGUGUGGCAGCCUGGGCAACCGGGCGCAGGCCGGAGAGCCUGGAGCUGCUGGGGCUGCAGCUGGGCACCAGGCGACGGGGCACACACUGCCCGCACCCCUGCGUUGCAGAAACCGAGAACCUUCCACCGCAGCCCUGGAGCCCAGUGCAUCUCCCAACUUGCUUUUAAAGAUGGAGGUGAAACUUUUUGGCGGCCAUACAGUGAUAGCCAUCCACCAAACCCUCCAACCCAGCAGCUCAGGGCCCAGAGAUGGACCAUGGUGGUUUCUACAAGCCCGGGAAGACCUAUACGUGAAUAGCCAUUGCGGCCUUGUUUGUGAUGUUUGUGACAGUGGACGAUGAGAAGCCACUUAACUGUCCAUCAGCAGGGGACUGACUAAAUAAAAUUGUAAUAUAUUUAUACAA
Messenger RNA from Ailuropoda melanoleuca (giant panda), 1336 nucleotides. It is a transcript of the gene CD40, whose product is annotated as CD40 molecule. The record is from RefSeq and is a predicted model, not a curated record. The transcript has 9 exons. The coding region runs from base 83 to 916 and encodes 277 amino acids. Gene Ontology annotation, molecular function: signaling receptor activity; protein binding. Gene Ontology annotation, biological process: immune response-regulating cell surface receptor signaling pathway; B cell activation. NCBI's taxonomy places the organism in Eukaryota, Metazoa, Chordata, Mammalia, Carnivora, Ursidae. Gene Ontology annotation, cellular component: CD40 receptor complex; external side of plasma membrane.